Molecule: messenger RNA, 2686 nt
Organism: Morus notabilis
Lineage: Eukaryota; Viridiplantae; Streptophyta; Magnoliopsida; Rosales; Moraceae
Product: heterogeneous nuclear ribonucleoprotein 1
Exons: 6
Coding region: 115-1176 (353 amino acids)
Biological process (GO): regulation of gene expression
Cellular component (GO): nucleoplasm
Molecular function (GO): RNA binding
Source: RefSeq, a predicted model, not a curated record
ACCCUUGCGCUUAUAUGUACGUGAGGUUCAGGCCUUGGUCGUCUGCUUCACAAACCUAAGAGCUCCACAAUUGUCACCGACUCGCCCUUAUCAACGCUCUGCAACACGCAACUCAUGGCUUCCAAGAAGACCGACCACAAUCCUCUCUCCGGCGACGGCGCUAGCCCCGGAAAGAUCUUUAUCGGAGGUUUGGCCAAAGAUACCACCUUAGAUACGUUUGUGAAGUACUUUGAGGAGUACGGUGAGAUCACAGACUCUGUCAUAAUGAAGGACCGGCAAACCGGUCGGCCGAGGGGAUUCGGGUUCAUCACCUAUGCAGAUCCUUCUGUUGUUGACCAGGUUAUCAAAGAGACUCAUGUCAUCAAUGGAAAACAGGUUGAAAUCAAAAGAACGAUUCCAAAGGGUUCUCAGCAAGCUAAUGACUUCAAAACGAAGAAAAUUUUUGUUGGAGGCAUUCCAACAUCUGUUGCUGAAGAUGAGUUGAAGAAUUUCUUCUCGAAGUACGGGAAUGUGGUGGAACAUGAGAUCAUACGUGACCAUGCGACCAAAAAAUCCCGAGGCUUUGGAUUUGUUGUAUUUGAAAGUGAAAAAGUUGUUGAUAGUUUGCUGGUAAAUGGAAAUAUGAUUGAUAUGGGUGGUACUCAGGUUGAGAUCAAGAAAGCUGAACCAAAGAAGGCCUCAAACCCUGCACCAGUUUCUGCAUUUCGUAGUGAUUCUAGGGCACGCCCAUACAAUGAUAGUUUCAGUGCACAUGGCAACCUCUAUAGUGGUUUUGGCCCUGAUCCUUUUGGCCCUACCUCCUAUAGGUCAUUUGGAGGUUUUGGCAGUAGGUUUGGUGAUUAUGGAGGAGGGUAUGGCAAUGAUAAUGAUUUUGAUGGUAGUGUUGGUGGCGGUGGUGGUUUCUCUGGUUAUCGGAGAGAGUCUUCUUAUGGCUAUUCUAGUCGCUUUGGUUCCUAUGGAGGGCUUGGUGGGGGCUAUGGUGCAGAUGGCUUAGGUGGAUUUGGGCAAGGAAGCGGAGGCUAUGGAGGUAGUGGAGGAUAUGGAAGUUAUGGCAGUUCAGGCCCUGGUGGUGUCUAUGGUUCAGGUCCUGGUGCUAGUUAUGAUGGAACAGGAGGAUUCUAUGGUAGUAGAGCAGGUUACAGUGGUGGUAGUCGUUACCAUCCUUAUGCAAAGUAGGUAUAUGUUUAAGUGUUCCGUAGAAGAUGCAUGCAGGUUUCCUAGUCAGCAGUCUAUGCAUCUUGGGUAGGUACUACGACAAGUGAGCCCGAAUUACGAGGAUCAGAUGAAUCAUUGAGUUUGCCUGGUUGACAAAUUAGACAAGUUCAAAUUUAGUUCAGCUUCAGCUUAGAGCUCCUUCGUUGGCAGUUUGUUUUAUGACCUUGAUUGUCAUUCUAUUAAACUUAGACACUUGUUGUUAUCGACUAGUUUUAGAACCUAUUUAGAAUUUUUUACUAAUUCUAUCUAGUAUUCUUUAGUCCCGGUAGAGAUGGUUUAGUUUUCUUCGUUUGACAUCUAGUUACACGUUUGCAGUUGAAAUCUCAUUAGUUUUUAGAAAAGUUUAAAGAAAUCACACUUUAUGUUAAAAGUAUAGUUCCAAUUUCCACGUGCACACGCUUUCCUUGCUAGCGAGGAAAGGAGGACAAGUUUACAAUUUAGUCUUAUUCAGGAUUUUAGUCUGGGAUUCUCACUCAGGAUUUUUUGUUAGCCAACAAAAGUUUUUGAAGAAAUCAAUUCAUUAAAACACCUAUCUAGUAUCUGCGCCUCAAAUUUACCUUUCUUUUCCCAAGUUUUUAAUCUGGUAACCUCGAAAUUUUUAUCCAUUGAUGCGCGAGAUUUUUUUGCCAUCCAAACUUGAUUAACAGUGUCCCUAGUGUUUCUUUCCUCUAAUGAAAUUUUAGAAUAAGAUUUUGUCGCACCAUUUUUUUCCAUGUGUUCUUUAUUUUCGUACCAAAAGGAGGUCCUUAAAAUUUAGAAUUAUUUCCAGCUUGGUUAUUUUCGUUACAAGCUAGUUUUCUUGUGAUGAGAGGCUUUGGCUGCUUAGUUUUCUUGUGACGAGACUUUGGAUGCUGUUUUGAGGCGUGGGGUGAACACAUGUUCACCCCACAUUUGGUUGUCCUUUCGAGAAUCAUUGACAAAAUCCCGUCUCUAAUAUUCAUUGUGGGCGUUCACAAUACGUCAACCCCACUACCCAACCGCACUAAUGGUACCAGUCGAUACAAUUACUGCCAAAUGGUGAAAAAGGGGGAAAAAAAAGAGAGGGUCCAAUAUCCCCCCUUGGAAUCAGAAUGCAUUAUAGAAGCUUUCUGGGAGUUUUUUAUUUCGCUGGCACAAGUUAAUCCGGCAUUUGUAUUUCUUUCAAGUUUUAAUCCGAACAAAAAUAUGUUUUGGAUAAGACUAAAAUAGGAGCUACCAUAUGCAAUAACACUAAAAGCGGUUUAGCCAAAAGGAUAAGGACUAAUUGAUAAUGAUUGUGUAUUGCCUUCUACCAUUAUUAAAAAAAAAAAAAAAAAAAAAGGAAAAAUGAUUGUCUAUUUGCCACUUACUUUUUGGCCGCAUUUGGUCGUCAAAGAAUUUGCCACUUGUUUUAAUCAUGUCUCGCAGUACCUUCUACUAGAGGUAAGAGAAUAAACAAAAGAAAAAAAAAAUCAAGUUUGUUUAUUCUAGCGUACACAAUAUAUGCAAAAAC